AUGGCCGUGGCAGAUCUACUAGUUGUCAUAUUUAACGUCAUUCCAAAAGUGAUAUAUUUCUAUUAUAAACCUCCCCUUUGCAAUAUCAUAAAUACCAUGAGUUACGUGUCUGUGGCUAGUUCCGUCUGGCUCACUGUUGCCUUCACCUUUGACCGGACAGUGGCCAUCUGCUUCCAGAGGCUGAAGACCAGAUACUGCACUGAGAAAGGUGCAGCUAUCAUUAUUGCAGUAGUGAGUGUGCUGAGUUUGUUCACCAACAUCCCGUGGUAUUUCACAUACAGGUCUUAUAUCUGCUGGGUAUCGCUUGAUUUCAUAAAUUCUCCCAUGUGGCAAGCCUUUGACUGGGGGCACCGUGUUUUAACCCCAGUUGUCCCCUUCGUGCUGAUCCUGCUGCUCAAUGUGGUCACUAUUAGGCACAUUCUGAUGGCCAGUGUAGCCCGCAGGAGACUGAGGGGUCAGCGGAAUGGGGAGGAGAAGGAUGACCAAGAGAUGAAGAAUCGAAGAAGAUCCAUCAUUUUGCUCUUCACUUUAUCGGCCAGUUUUAUCCUGUUAUGGAUGACACAUGUGGUCAUUCUUGCAGUUGAGUAUAUUACUAUGCAAUAUUUCGUAAUGACAUCUUCAUAUCUCGUGGGUCAAAUGAUGGGAGUAAUGCUUCAGUCAUUCAGCUCCUGUACCAACAUGUUUAUUUAUGCCAUCACCCAGAGGAAGUUCCGAGAGGAGAUGAAAAAUGUUGUGAAAUAUCCCUUUAGGGCCAUCCUGAGAUUCUGUAGAAGUUAA
This is a messenger RNA of Hypanus sabinus (Atlantic stingray), 777 nucleotides long. Its product is annotated as probable G-protein coupled receptor 139. The transcript has a single exon. The record is from RefSeq and is a predicted model, not a curated record. Bases 1 to 777 code for a protein of 258 amino acids. Gene Ontology annotation, molecular function: G protein-coupled receptor activity. NCBI's taxonomy places the organism in Eukaryota, Metazoa, Chordata, Chondrichthyes, Myliobatiformes, Dasyatidae. Gene Ontology annotation, biological process: G protein-coupled receptor signaling pathway. Gene Ontology annotation, cellular component: membrane.